Orbicella faveolata is the source of this 1701-nucleotide messenger RNA. RefSeq names its product adenosine receptor A3-like. The record is from RefSeq and is a predicted model, not a curated record. NCBI's taxonomy places the organism in Eukaryota, Metazoa, Cnidaria, Anthozoa, Scleractinia, Merulinidae.
AUUUGCAUCUUUGACAAAAUUUCAUGUUGCUAUGCUAUUAUGUUUCUGCUUCGAAUGAAAAUAACUUAGUAUUCAACUGAACUUCCACCUGCUUUUUAAAAAUUUCAAUGGAGGAUCAUUCUUGUCCCUGUAAUAACUAGUACAGAGUUGCAAGAAUCACGUUCCUUACAAAACCAAGACUUUUGUUCCAAUUGCAAUUUACUUCAGCAUAGUUACACUUAUCGUUAAUAUAUCGAUCGAUGCAGUAUGUGUUCUUUUUAACUGUCUAAUUCCUGUUUGAUGUUUGAGGAAAUUAAUUCUACAAUUCCACUGCAUUAAUAAAGUUGCUCAUGUCAUGAGUUGCAGAUGUCAGAACCGAAACAUGUCAUGUGAAAGAUUAGCUCCUGAUGAUUGGUCUCUUGAUCGGUGAAAAAUAAACUACAAAUGUAACCACGAUGUGCGAUUUGCUCCUCAGUCUCACAUAGUGCAGAUUACAGAACUCCACUCUCUCUUAUCCAGUAACCGUUAGACGUUUUUGUCGGCAAAGUUUACUCCGCGUUUUAAUCAUUCAGAGAAAGCUAAAAAUGAAUAUCACAACAGCAGCAGCUACCAAUAGCUCAGAGAACGCGACUGGUUCAUCAAGAAGUGUCCCUUCCAAGGCAGAAGCCGUCGCAUUGUGCGCCGCUUUUAUUUUGUCAUUUGUAUUUAUUGUUGUGGGAAACUUGCUCACCCUUGUUCUGUUUACAGUAAACAGGAGCCUUUAUAAGAAAAGUUUGUUCCUAGUCAUCAAUAUGGCGUUUGCUGACCUGAUGUUAGGAAUCCUUUCGCUACCUAUCUACAUUUACAAUGUUGGGAGAAGUUUUCAACUUUGGAACGGUGGUUGGUCGAUGUCUUUGUCAAUUUUCUACAAGAUCGUUGAUACCUUUUUCUCGCAAGCGUCGUUAAUUUCUGCAGCUUUCAUAUCUGGCGAGAGAUUUUAUGCCAUUCACUGGCCGUUUAAGCACCGAACACUGUCAAUGCGAGCAUACCGUAUUAUGAUUUUUACUGUGUGGGCACUGACUCUGCUUAUCGCCACCCUCUGGAGUACAUCGUUUUUCCUUAUUUCCUACAAACGCGCUGUGCAUGUUUGGACGCCAUACGUCUUGAUUCUAAUAUUCAUCAUAUGUGGUUGUAACAUCGGCAUUUGGAGAAGGUUUCGACGCGGAAGUAUUGCAUCACAACAGCAAAACAGAGACUCUCUAAACAAACGAUUAACAAAGACCUUAAUGUUUGUAUCUUUUCUCGUUUCGCUGUCGUGGCUCCCUUUAGUUAUUUUCAACUGUUUAAUCUAUGUCUUUGAUGUCCAGAUACCAUUGAAAUAUUAUCUCCUGGUGAACGUUAUAAAUUACUCCAACUCGUUUGCAAAUCCAGUUGUGUACGCAUUGAGAAUACCCGAAUUUAGAGAAGCCUUGGCGUUGUGCUGUUUAAGAAGGCCAGCGGCGUCAAACAUUGAAAUAAAAUUAAGUAGAAACCAGAAGACUCUUGCUUUGACGCCGGCGACAGAGCUAAGAACACCACGAACAGAGACCAGUGAUCUACAACUGGCGUUUGAACAGGAAGUCAUGGAAACCGAACUUUAGAAACCCAAUGCUGGUGUGGUAUAUAGCAUAUAUGCUUGAAUAAUGUUCUUAAGAGUAUUGAACAUAAAUCUGAUUUUAAAACUACUGCUAUCUUACAAUAUAA